AUGGCUGGGAUUCGAACCCACGACCCUCUGUUUCAAAGUCCGAAGACUAAUCCACUGGGCCACAACGCUCCACGUAAGGAAGUUACAUACCUGGGUUACGUCAUCAAUGCUAAUGGUGUACUUCCUGACCCCAACAACAUCAACAAAGUAGCAUCUUGGCCAAGACCAAAGAACCCUACCAAUGUCAGAUCCUUCCUUGGACUAGCCUCCUUCUAUCGGCGAUUCAUCAAAUAUUUCUCAAAGAUCGCCUCUCCACUGACCAAGCUCACCCACAAAGGAACAAAGUUCACCUGGACAGAAGAGUGUGAGGACUCCUUCGAUACACUGAGAAGAGCUCUCGCCAAUCCGCCUCUACUGGCAUACCCAGAUUUCUCAACUGACUUCAUUCUAUCCACAGACGCCUCUCUCACUGCCAUAGGUGCCAUACUCCCAGGUUCAGAAUGGAAAAGAACGAGUAGUCGCCUACUUCAGUCAAAUGCUUAA
This is a messenger RNA of Lytechinus pictus (painted urchin), 483 nucleotides long. RefSeq lists its product as uncharacterized. Lineage: Eukaryota; Metazoa; Echinodermata; Echinoidea; Temnopleuroida; Toxopneustidae. The coding region runs from base 1 to 483 and encodes 160 amino acids. The transcript has a single exon. The record is from RefSeq and is a predicted model, not a curated record.